AUGCUGCAGGGCUCUGGCUGUGCCAUCUCCUUGGCUGUGCAGGAGCCCACUGUGAACCUGAGGGCUCUGCCUGUCCCACUCCUCUGCCAGGCAGCCGAGAUCCCCAGUGGGGAAAAGGCCAGCUCGAAGGAGGGAAAGGCAACCAACACCAAGUGGUGGCCAAGUCGCAAGCAGAAACACACCACAAAGAACAGCAAGUGUGACCUGACCGGCUGGUGGGAGAACGAGCUGGGCUCCAGGAUGCACGUGUCAGACAUCGACAGCCAGGGCAACUUCUCCGGCGAGUACCACACUGCCGUGUCAAGUGCCCAGAAACCCAUCAAGCCAUCCCCCCUCAUUGGCUCCCAGCACUUGGAUGAGGAUGGGCAGUGCACCUUCGGCUUCACCGUCAACUGGAAGUUUUCUGACUCCACAGCAGUCUUCGUGGGCCAGUGCUUCGCUGGGGACGGAGGGGAGGAGGUCCUGCAGACCGCCUGGCUGCUGCGGGAGAAGGUCGACUCCCUGCCCAGUGACUGGAAAGCCACCAGGACUGGCCACAACGUCUUCACUCGGGUGGACUGA
This is a messenger RNA of Charadrius vociferus (killdeer), 561 nucleotides long. Its product is annotated as avidin-like. The transcript has 5 exons. Gene Ontology annotation, molecular function: biotin binding. Lineage: Eukaryota; Metazoa; Chordata; Aves; Charadriiformes; Charadriidae. The record is from RefSeq and is a predicted model, not a curated record. Bases 1 to 561 code for a protein of 186 amino acids.